AGAGGGAGAGAGCUUGUUUGCGUCGCUCGACUGGAUAGUUGGCAGAGUGGACGGUGUUUCGGCUGCCGCUAAAAAUAAAAGAGUCGCGCGCGCGCAAGUUGACGAAACGCUGAUAGUACGAGAGAGCUGCUGCUCGUCUACUAUUCGCGUUAGUCGAUCGCUUGGGUAGAUCCGCUGCGCUGGCAUGCGUUACGAGAAGCUGCAGAACCGGAGAAGGCCGGAUGCUUCGAAACUGCGCCGAGGCUCAUCCGAAGAAAGAACGAGAGAGGCUGACAUGGCGCGACGAAGCAACAGGAUUCAGCGGACAUCGACGAAGUUCCUCGCCAUCAGAACCGAUCGCACCGCCGCGUCGCAAGCGUCGCUCGGAAAGUCGCAGCAUUAGCAGCGCAAAGGCCAAGUGCUCGCCGCCACCACCCGCGAAAUGCCGACUUGCAAAUUCGGCGAAUGCAGCAGCAGCAGCAGCAAGUCGAGAAUCGCUAACACAGCAGCAGCAGCAGCAGCAGCAGCGGAAAGGUUGCCAGUCCGGAGGAGACGAGAGCAAGAGCAAGAGCAGCGAGAAAACGAGUCGAGAUAAGACGGAGGAUAGGAUGAUCGAGAGGACGAUUAAACUGGCGCAGAGAUGCGUCAGACUGCGGGAAAAGCUCAUCAUCGGCUUGGCUGCUCUGGCCAUUCUGUUCACCAUACUGCUCGUCAUGGAUCUGCAAUUGGAUCUCGGCUACAGCGGACAUCACUUGUUGCCCAGUCACGGCAGGGUCAAGAUGUCCGAGGAUCCCGAGAGGGACACCGUAUACAACAAUUUUAGGCGGAAGUUCCUGCAGCGGCCGAACGCCAGUCGAGAGCUGGCCUCGGGUUCGGAGAACAACAACAACAACAACAACAACAACAACAAUAACGAGACGCCGGGAGCGGCGUCGCCUCAGUUGCUCGUGGAGACCAGCACAAAGAGCAGCCAACCACCUCACGACGCCUUCGAAGACCUGCAGAAGCUGCUGCUGAACGCGGACGACUCUCGGAUGGACGACUUCUCCGUCAUCAAGAGCGAAGUUCUCGAGGACGUCGAGGAGAACCCCUCGGUAGCGGAGCUUAAACACCUGAAGCCGGGGAAGAACACGACGCUGCUGGAUAAAUUCCACAUGCAGAUACGCAAGCGGGAGCUGUACUCGAAGGGCUCGAGAGUAGUGGAGGACCUGCUGGAGUUCAUGGCCAGCCAGCCGAUCGUUCAUGCCUCGGAGAAGUCGGGUGGCACGCAGCUCAAACUCGUCAUGGACUAUCCGAACAAGAUGCAGGCGCUCUUCAAGCCGAUGAGGUUUCCACGGGAGCAACAGACGCUUCCGAACCACUUCUACUUCACGGACUACGAGCGCCACAACGCGGAGAUAGCGGCCUUCCACCUGGACCGACUCCUGGACUUCCGGCGAUGUAUGCCGGUGACAGGUCGGACGCUCAACAUGACCACGGAGAUCUACCAGGUGACGGACAGCGACAUCCUCAAGACGUUCUUCGUCAGUCCGGCGGGUAAUCUCUGCUUCCACGGCAAGUGCACCUACUACUGCGACACGAGCCACGCGAUCUGCGGCUCGCCCAAGGAUCAGCUCGAGGGCAGCUUCGCUGCUUUUCUGCCGGACAAGAGCGUCGUGCCGCGGAAGGUCUGGAGGCAUCCCUGGCGGAGGAGCUACCACAAGAGACUCAAGGCUCAGUGGGAGACGGACUCGGACUACUGCAACAUGGUGCGCGAGCUCCAUCCCUACAACGAGGGCCGCAGGCUGCUCGACCUGAUCGACAUGUCGGUGUUCGACUUUCUCACGGGCAACAUGGAUCGACACCAUUACGAGACCUUCAAGCUCUUCGGCAACGAGACCUUCACCCUGCACCUCGACAACGGCCGAGGCUUCGGCAAGCCGUUCCACGACGAGAUCAGCUGUCUCUCGCCGUUGCUGCAGUGCUGCAUGAUUCGCGAGAGCACGUUGAGAACCCUUCUCAGGUACCACAAUGGUCCGAUUAGACUGAGCAGCGCCAUGCGAGAGAGCAUGGCCCGGGAUCCGGUAGCGCCGAUCCUCUGGGAGCCUCAUCUCACGGCCCUUGACCGUAGGAUACCCAUAAUCCUGCAGGCUGUGCGUGACUGUAUCAAUCGCGGCAAGCUAGCCAAGGAUGAAAAGAACGAGCUCGGCGAGCCAAACAAUACCGAGACGUCCGAGUAACGACGACGUUCUCGCUACUUCUUUCAACGCCACAAACGCGAACGCAGCUCUACUUUUUAUCUAUCUCUCUCUCUCUCUCUCUGACUAAUGCGAUAUUGACCAAAGCUUGAUAUGAAUGAAAGUACAUAUGUUAUGUUAUAUAUAUAUAUAUGGAGCCGACAACGCGCGUCGACGAUAUCUCGCUCAUGGGCGCGAUUCAAAAAGGUACAAAGGCGCGUUCUCGAGUACGACUGUGCUAUACCGACGAGACACACGGGGAAAACACGCCCGUAUCAUUGUGAUUCUUGUAAAUUAUUCUGUACAUUUUGUAAGUCUAAAAUUUAUAACUGUUAUGUAUAAUGUAAGUGUUGCAACAAUUUAUAAGUGUCAGUUUUAAAUAAUAAAUAAUUGUAUAUAAAACGUCUAUGUAUAGGAUA
Messenger RNA from Nasonia vitripennis (jewel wasp), 2614 nucleotides. Its product is annotated as extracellular serine/threonine protein CG31145. Gene Ontology annotation, molecular function: protein serine/threonine kinase activity. Gene Ontology annotation, cellular component: Golgi apparatus. Lineage: Eukaryota; Metazoa; Arthropoda; Insecta; Hymenoptera; Pteromalidae. Bases 222 to 2198 code for a protein of 658 amino acids. The record is from RefSeq and is a predicted model, not a curated record. Gene Ontology annotation, biological process: protein phosphorylation. The transcript is spliced from 8 exons.